AUGGAGUGGACCUGGAAUGCCUCGGAAACGAAGCCUCCAGCUUGGCAGGAGCAAAUCGGGUAUGUGGGUGUUGGAUUAGUGGUUGCCCAGGGUGGCUCCUAUUCCUUCAGGGCGCAGGCUCGCUUGAAACUUGAUCAACUGGCGCCGCCCGAUCCCAAAAAGAGCCAAGAGGUCACUGUCCGCGUGCUGCUGCUUCCAGGUGUUCUGAACUGUGAAAUGGUCCACUGCCUGGCGGCCACGAGGGAUCAGCGCAUUUUCACCAAGCUGGUGAUCCAUGCGCUGCUGAAGCACUUGUGGCAGGCUUUCAGGCCGAUGUUUCUUAUCGACCUAGCCCACCAGAUUCUGGCCAAUGCAGUGAUCUGCUAUUGGAUCUGGGGCGCUGGCCAGGUGCAGGCGCCGAAGAUGCUGCGCUGCUCGUUGUGGGGACUCCUUGCUUCAGAGGGCGUCUCGGAGUGCUUCACUUUCGUUUGGACCUUUGUGCAUGGCUACAAGCGCCUGAGUCCGGGUCUUCUCUAUCGCUGGGUGAAGCGCGCUGCCGCACGGGCGGUUGUCGGCGCCUUCGCUCUGUCCCUGGCUGUGGAAACAGCGGCAGAGUUCCAGCCGGUGGAGAAUGGUUCCAUCUUGCUCUCCAUCAACAGCUUGCUGCAUUGGCUGCUGAUACUGACCGAGAUACGCGCCUUCCGGGCCACGGGUCGAAGGAUCCUUCCGAUCAUGAAGUCAGUCACGCCCAUCGCUGGGAUGUUGCUGAUCAUGUGUUCGAUCACCUUAGCCUUCCUCCACGCUUUUUGGGCCAUGGACCGCGCCGACAUAAAUGAAAUCUCAAUGUUUAACAUCGUCGUGCUGCUCUUUACCGGAGAGCAGUUCCUUAGUGGCGAUGAUUUGGCGCUGAUGCCGGAUCGGCAGAGGAUCACGAUCAUCCUCCUUUCGAUAGGUGGAGUGUUCAUCUUCCUGACGUGCACCAUCAACGUCUUUAUUGCCGUGCUUUGUGAGUGCUACGACCAGGAGCAAGAGCGCAUGGUCUGCACGUUCCUGAAAGAGCGCGCGAGAAUCUGCAGUGGCUACUUCCUGCGCCCGAAGAUGAAAGCCACGGGCUUCAGCUUCCUCUCCCAGGAGAUACGGAAGCUCACGUGGUGGCGCUGGAUCCUGCUUUUGGUAGUUGUCGUGGUUUUUUACGGCGUGACUCUCUUCCUUAUCUCCGAGGCAGACAUCGUCACAGCCUGGUUUGGCGCUGUAUAUCCAUCCCUGUCGGUCCUUUGCGUGCAAAGCAUCUUUCGGGAUUGCGCCACGACGAACUGGAAGAAGAGCUACCUCUGGCUUUGCCAUGAAAAGUCGAUCGACGAGGAAACCUUCUUGGCUCCAGAGCAGCGCGACGACGAGGAUCAUUCUGGCAGGCUGACACAAGUCAAAAAGUUCAUCCGUGAGCGGAUGAAAGCCACCAUGCAGAAGGUGCAGUACCUGCAAAUGUCCGUGAACGGGGUGAAGAAAGAGAUGGAUUGUCAAAAAGAGCUGCUGCAGCGGAUCAGCACGCAGGUGGGUUGUUUACCGCCCCCUGCUGAAGACAUACCCAUCCCGAUCUUCCCGAAGGACAAGAACGGCAAGCACAGCCGCCUUCCCGGCCCCGUACUGUUUCUGGCACUGGACCUCGCAGUGGCGCCGCCGAAGAGCCCUCCAGAGUGGAAGCGGUGGCUGGAGAAGCUAAAGUAUGCCUCCAUACCUGUGGUGUCCGUCUGCUUCACCUGGUGGCACGUCUGGCUGGGCAUUCAGAUGUGUUGGUAUCCCAUCGAGUUCUGGGGACGUCCCCCAUGCCUCGGAUGGCAGGGCAUCGUGCCCCGAAGGGCGCGGAUCAUGGCCGAGAGAUCAUGCGACCUCAUGAUUGGCAACUUAGUCACCGUCGAGGAGCUCGUCGACCGGAUCCACCCCGAAGACUUCUUUGGACAGCUUGGUCCGGCUCUAGGGACGUGCAGCACAGCGGUGCUGAAGCGUCUGGCAGAGAAGCACUGCCCACAGGUCUGGGCGCAGCUCCCGGACUCAGUCAGACAGGAGCUGAACGCAAAGGUUAUGGAACAGAGUGUGCUUAUGUUCCGGCCGGUGAUUGAAGACCUAAAGCAGAACGUGACGAAGAUCUUCGAUAUCAAGCAGAUGGCCGUCGAAGCCCUUAUCGAAGACAAGGCGCUUCUUGUCUCCAUGUUCCAGGACAUCUCGCAGAAGGAGUUCACCUUUGUGCUGCGCGUUGCAGCUGUGAUGGGCUUCAUUCUUGGUCUUGUGCAGAUGGGCGUGUGGAGAUACAUCCAUGUUUGGUGGAGCCUCCCCGUCACUGGGCUCGUCAUCGGCUACUUCACCAACUGGCUGGCCAUCACGAUGAUCUUCCGGCCAGUGCAGCCGCACAUCGUCUGCUGCGGUUAUGUGAACUGCCAGGGGGUGUUCCUCAAGCGGCAGCAGGAGGUGUCCAGAGAGUUGGCCACAAUGAUAUCAACGAAGCUGAUCCACGCGGAGAGGAUUCUGUCCUACGUGGUGAAGUCGGAAGGCUUUCAGCAGGUGCUCGACAUCUACCAGACGCACAUGGACCACGCAGUGGACCAGGUCCUGGGCCGCACCUCACGCGUGCUCCCCGCCUUCGUCGGCCGGGACGCCGUGCGCGGCAUCAAGGAGGAGGUGGCGCAGUUCACCCUUGAGGAGCUGCCCGCGCACUCCAGCGACAUCGCCCGCUACAUGGACCGGACGUUCGGCUUGGCUGAGCUGGUCGGAGAAAGGUUGGCGAACUUGCCACCAGAGCAGUUCGAAGGCAUGCUCAGGCCUGUUUUCAAGGAAGAUGAGUGGAUGGUCCUGCUUUUAGGAGGUGUCCUGGGCAUCCUCGUGGGCUUGGUCCAGGCCCUCCUCCUCGGACGAUAA
Molecule: messenger RNA, 2889 nt
Organism: Symbiodinium sp. CCMP2592
Lineage: Eukaryota; Dinophyceae; Suessiales; Symbiodiniaceae
Source: the annotation of a GenBank genome assembly